Messenger RNA from Botrytis cinerea B05.10, 1838 nucleotides. RefSeq lists its product as hypothetical. The transcript has 2 exons. NCBI's taxonomy places the organism in Eukaryota, Fungi, Ascomycota, Leotiomycetes, Helotiales, Sclerotiniaceae. The record is from RefSeq and is a predicted model, not a curated record. Gene Ontology annotation, biological process: carbohydrate catabolic process; fungal-type cell wall biogenesis. Gene Ontology annotation, molecular function: mannan endo-1,6-alpha-mannosidase activity. The coding region runs from base 250 to 1575 and encodes 441 amino acids.
GGUAGCUGCGGAUCAUUUCUUAAGCUUAAACUCAUUAGGCUUGGAUCUCGUAUAAAUUAAUUUCAUCGUGCUCUAAGCGCUGUCAGAUCUUAGCUCGAGCCUUUGUAAUUGUACGUCAAAUCCAUUACCCCUGGGAAUCGAGCAUUUUUCAUUUAUAUAUUCGUUGUCGCUGUUAUAGAUACCUUAUUCUCAUGAUAGCUUCAUCUUACCUUCGUUUUACUUCAUCUUUAUCUGUGCAGUUUUCCAGAUAUGGUUUCAGUCAAGUCACUCGUUGCCCUUGCGGCAUUUUCUGUAACACAGGUUCAGGGCAUUGAUCUUGAUGUCACCAGCACUGAUUCUAUCAAAUCAGCAGCUGGCACAAUCGCAAAAGACUUAGUCGGCCUUUACAACCAGUCUCAAACUCCGGGAAAUCCAAUUGGCGUUUUGAGCCCACCUUAUUACUGGUGGGAAUCCGGUGCCAUGUUCGACACCUUAAUUCAAUACUGGCGCUUGACUGGUGAUUCUCAGUACAACAAACUUGUCACCCAGGGAUUGGCCUAUCAACGAGGGCCUAAUGACGAUUUCAUGCCGCUGAAUCAAACGAAAUCCAUGGGUAAUGACGAUCAAUCAAUUUGGGCUCUUGCAGCAAUGUCUGCAGUAGAGACACGACUAGUAGAAGAUCAGAACGUUUCAUGGGCUGGCCUUGCUCAAGCAACGUUCGACGAGCAAGUAGUUCGCUGGGACGAGAAAACUUGCAACGGAGGUCUUCGCUGGCAAAUUUUUACUUUCAAUAACGGCUAUAGCUACAAGAACACGAUAACAAAUGGAAACUUUUUCCAACUCGCGGCUCGUCUUGCUGUUUCCAAAAACAAUGACACUUAUUCGGAGUGGGCAACCAAAGCAUGGAAUUGGACUAAAGCGGUUGGCUUUAUUGAUGAGGACUUCAAUGUUUUUGACGGCGCCGAUGUUUCGAAGAAUUGUUCCGCGAUCAACAAAGUGCAAUUUUCGGAGAAUGCAGGUACAUUCAUUGCCGGAGCUGCGUACAUGUACAAUUAUACCAACGGAGACACUCAAUGGAAAACAGCACUCGAUGGUCUCUUAAACAAAACCAUCUCCUCAUUCUUCCCAUCUGGAAUCGCCACCGAAACUGCCUGCGAAACCAAAAAUUCUUGCAAUAUAGACCAACGCGCCUUCAAAGGUGUACUAGGAAAAUGGCUCGUCGAUACCAUUGCCGUCGCUCCAUACACCAGCGAUCUCAUUACCAAGCAACUUACUAGCUCCGCCCAAGCUGCUGCAAAGACUUGUGGGGAUAACGGAUGUGGUUUGGACUGGAGUGGCAAUGCCAAAAAUAGUUCUACUGGUGUGGGAGAACAAAUAGAUGCCCUCAAUUAUGUACAAGGCUUGCUUCAUGGCCAGGCUCUCUCAUCUACCACUCAAAAUUCUUCCGGUGCGACGACAACUGGUUCUGGAAGUUCCACAAGCACAAGUGCAAGUGCUAACGCGUCUGUUACUGGGAAUGCGGCGGUUGGAAUGGUAGCAGGACACUCGGCCUUGAGUUUUUCGAUCUUGGGAGCAUUGACUUGGUUGGUGUUGUAAGGUUGAUAAAAUUUGGUCAAUAUUCAAGAUAAUAUAAUAAAUUCAUAGCCAAAUCUCUAAUAAAAUUGCUGGAAUGAUGCUUAAGUCCAUCUCCCUUUGUGUAAACAUUUUCUGAUAUGAUACUCGCACCUGGCACUUUCCUACAUUAUGAGAUGAAGGAAAGAACGCUAGCACAGUGCAUCACCUUAUGUAGCAAAAUUUUCAUCUUGGAACGCUUAGCCUCUAUCUCAUUAUUCUUUACCCCAAAAUUUUAAUCAACAUCA